Betta splendens (Siamese fighting fish) is the source of this 3415-nucleotide messenger RNA. It is a transcript of the gene il10ra, whose product is annotated as interleukin 10 receptor, alpha. NCBI's taxonomy places the organism in Eukaryota, Metazoa, Chordata, Actinopteri, Anabantiformes, Osphronemidae. The transcript has 7 exons. Bases 1329 to 2879 code for a protein of 516 amino acids. The record is from RefSeq and is a predicted model, not a curated record. Gene Ontology annotation, molecular function: protein binding.
AUUGCUAUGAAAUAUGGUUGUUUAAUCUAAACCCCUAGAGUCCCUGAUUUGACCUCAACAGUUCAAGUUCAGUUUAUUCGCUCCGACCACUAGAGGGCGAUCACACACGCUGGUCAGCGAGCAAGACGAACUAUGAGAAAAGUCCCCAUUUAAAAAUAAACAAGGGAUGAUCUCCGACCUUUAAGGACAGCUUCCACACUUUGUCACAUUUACUCAGCAGCUCUAAUGAAUAAACAGAAAUCGAAAUGAGACGCUACCAGGAACUGAACCUUAAGCUGUUUAUGUGAACAGGACAUGAGAACAUUAGGGGAACUGUCAGAAGGCGUUUAUCUAUAUUUUAAGGUGCUUUCUCAGAAAUAGUGUGUUUUUGCCCCUUCGAAUCUUGAUUCAUUUUGCAGCGACGUCUUUAAACUGAAGUAACGAGGUUUCUGAUAAAGGAUAGUAAUAUGAGGAGCAUAACAUUGGUGCAGCAUUACAGCAGCAUUAUACAGUAUGGGAAAUUUGAAGUCCUUGUUCAAACUUGUGUCUGUGCUGUGCAGGACGGAAAAGUAAAGUCUGCAAACGCACAUUAGUCAGAGAAUUAUCUCUGAACAUGACGAGCAGGAUCCAGCUUUUGGGUAAUUUCCCUGUUUCUCCUAUAGAGACUGUGGAAUAUAGCUCUUAUUUUCCUUUUUGGUCUGAGAUCUGUGUAAAACUGAUCAAAGUAUUGCUCUGUGAGUAAGACGAGGUUUGGAGACACGGCGACUCCACAGUCAUUAGAGGUUUCUGAAUGUCACUGUGGUUUAAGUUAAAAAAAAAAGCUUAAAAAAACAUAAUUGUGGCAAAAAUGUGAAAGGGAAACUCCUCCAAGCUUCUCUGUACUAGUUUCUGGUCCAGUCCAAACACGUUUUUUAAGAGGUCCCCAAUGGCACCUCUACAUUACGAGCCUGCUGAAGUGGUGGAAAGUUGGAACUAAGAAAGAGGAAGAAGCCAAAGUUUGAUGAGAGAGAGAGAGGCCAAACGUCAGCGUCACUAAUAUAGUCACAACAGGAAACGCGUCACCGAGGGGGAGGAACCUGAAUAAAGAGGAAGGUAUUUGGGGAGCGCGACACUAUGUAAAUAAAGUCAUUUGGAAAAUACACGACCACAGACAGAGACCAGCUGCAUCCUUCCGUCCCCGCGGCAUUAACGCUGUCGCACUCUCACACUGACAGUGGACUCAGAGGCGUUGAGAAGAAGAGAUGCUUCUACGGAGGACGGGGCCUCGCUGAUCAUAUCUUCAUGUGAUCAUAUCAUUCAUAGCUUCAUGUGGAUUAGGACUGAAUGGUGACAACAGCUGGAUUACAGAAAUGGACACCAGGAGUGAGAUGCCCAUUCUAUCCGUCCUUCUCCUCUACAUCAGCUGUGUGUCAGGACUGGACGUGCCUGCGCCUGAACACCUGGAGGUGAAAAUACUGGAUGGGGAAGUGAUGGCGAACUGGAAAGCUCCCGCGGACGCGCCCCCAAACUCGCAGUACAGCGUCCAAAUGGCAAGGUACAUAGAUCCGUGGGCCGAGGUCGAGAGCUGCGCCAGGAUCGGCAGGACCUAUUGUGACCUCAGCCUCCUUUUUCAUGACUAUCACGCUGUUUAUAAGGUCAAAGUCCAGCUGGUGGCAGGAAAUGAGGCGUCCGCAUGGACAAGCAAGAAGUUUAGCCUCAGCGAAACUGAACUGCAGCCUCCCUCCUUCACUUUGACGGCCACAUCCAGCACUUUAUCCAUUUCCAUUCACGAAAAACCCCUUCUGAAGGAGAUCUUCUCCUUUGGGGUGCAGCACACCAUCUUCCUGGAGGAGACAGGACAGGACAACAAGACCACCACAGCGUACCUGAUGGACCAGGGCGAGGAUGCUUCCAGAGUUCAGACCUUCAGAAACCUUCACUGGGGAAAGAAGUACUGUGUCACCAUCAAGGUCCAGGGCAACGGAGGCAUGUUCUCCAGCAGCAUCUCCCCCAAACAGUGUCUGCUGCUUCCGGAGGAAGAAUGGUACGUUACGGCUGUUUCCGCCCUCUCCAUCCUGAGUGUCUUGGCAGCCAUUAUUAUCAUCAUCGCCCUCCUCCUCUGUUUCGUGAAGCGGCCGGAGAAAACGCCUGCUGCACUGAAAUCCCCCCCGAGCGGCUGGCUCCCCUUCACCGCGGGACCCGACACUAUGGAGCAGGUCACGGACAAAGGGUGGUUCCUGUCCAGUUACCGGGCGGAGACCGAGGGCGGCAUCGAGGACCCCGUUUCCCAGGCGACGGAGGCGGGAGACGGUGGCGAGGAGGAGCGGCGGACGAGCACGGACAGCGGCAUCGGCAUAGAGGCCGGGCCCAAGCCGGACCGGGGGGGUCCCCCCGCCAAACAGGAGGACAGCGGCUGCGGCAGCCUGGGCGGCUCGGAGGGCCCCACCAGCGCUCAGACGCACUACAGCGCGCGGGAGGAGAGGAAGCGCGACGACAGCGGCCUGGGGCUCCGCUCGGCCGCCGCCGCCCUGGACGGCGAGGCGCCGGGCGGGCCGUCCCCGGGGGGCGGCUACCGCAGCCAGAGCCCCUCGGAGCUGCGGGCCGACGCGGCGACGGGGUACCGGGCCGGGCCGCAGGCGUGCAUCUGCUCGGGGGGGCGGUGCACGUGGUGCCACAGCCAGGGCCAGUACGGGUCGCAGGUCGUCAGACAGUACAGGCGCUUCGUGGACCCCUACAAAGCGGGCCUGGCGUUUCCCAGUUACGGACGGGCCCAGGCGGACAGCGUGGCGGCGGACGACCUGGGCACGGGCUUCAUGCAGCUGGGGGAGAAGUUCCCUCUGCUGACCGCCUUGUCGCCGCCGCGCCCGGACGACAGGCGGGACUUCCUCUCCCUGUCCGACGUGCAGCUGACGAUCGACUGAUGCACUGCGGCGCCGCUUUCCACGCGACAGACUGAGCAAAUGAAAGCGGGAGGGGGGGGAAAUGGCACGUGUGCUGGAAGCCUGAGAGGGGGAAGGGGGGUGGGGGGGGAGCACACGGGGAGACGGCUGUGUUGAACAAAGGGCGGAAGCAGAGGUCCGACCACACAGCUGCCGGCUGCCGGGUCGGGUCCGACGUCACCCACGCCGCUAAUGUGACAGCGGCUGAAGUGCCGAAUGCCGGAAGCGAAACUGAGUGGGGAGACACGGUUUGACACUUAUGGGCUGUUGGACAUUUUGCCAUUUUAUCUCAGCUCAACGACUGCAGCCUGCGUCAGGAAUCCACCCUUGAACUUUCUGUUCAGAAAUGUUAAGAGCUUGCUCUUCACCUAUGGACAGACUGUGACCUAAUACUGUAAACUGGUGUGAUGAGGAAGUGAUGUCACCAUGGACACAUUAUCUUUUGUUUAUUUUUAGCCCAAAACCCUGUUUGUUACUUGUUACUUGUCUCGUGUUGUCAUAAAUUACUAUUUAUUUAU